GGACACUGGCGAUUGUGAACUGCGAAGCCGUCUCCUCCUUCCCAUCCCUUCCCAUGGUCGAGUCCUCCUUGAAUAAAUUCUACCAAAAAAAUUGAGAAAAAAAAAGAAGAAACAAGAAGGGAAGAACAACGGCAAGGUUUUCGUUACCUAUCCAUUUCUUUUGGGCUGCCUUCCCGCUGCUUUUAAAAUCCGUCCGAAUCGAUCCAUAGAUCAACGCAUGAGCGCAGCUUUGCAGACCUGGUGCUUAUACUGGUAGUAAUUUGUCUCUUUCUGAAUUUUUUUGAUUGCGGCAGAGAGCUGAGAAUGGGUCGGAAAGCAGUUGCUUUGAUUGUUAGUUCGUGGAUAGUACCCAUCUCCAUCCUCGUUAAUCACAUUGUUCCUGAACCCUACAUGGAUGAGAUAUUCCAUGUCCCUCAAGCGCAAAAAUACUGCAAAGCCAAUUUUACCAGUUGGGAUCCCAUGAUCACCACCCCUCCUGGCUUGUACUUUGUUUCACUUGCCCAUGUUGCUUCUUUGUUUCCAGGAAUUCACUUGGUGAAUAAUGCCUCGUCAUUUUCUGAUGCUUGCUCCGUUUCAGUUUUGCGCUUCACAAAUGGCGUGUUAGCUGUGUUUUGCAGCAUUUUAAUCUACGAUAUAAUCACCCAUCUGAGGCCAGCUCUUACUGACAGAAAGGCUACCUUCCAUGCGCUUGUUCUCACCCUCUAUCCCCUCCACUGGUUCUUCACUUUCCUGUAUUAUACAGAUGUUGCAUCACUGACAGCAGUUCUUGCUGCUUAUCUUUGUAGCUUGAAGAAGAAUUAUUGGAUUAGUGCAUUGCUAGGUGCAGUUGCAGUAUUAAUGCGGCAAACCAAUAUCAUAUGGAUUUUGUUCAUUGUGUGCUCUGAGGUUAUAAAGCUGACACUUGCUCAGCAGAAAGAUGAUCUUCUUCCAGAAAAAUCUAGUAUGUCAGAAGUUAAAGUUGCUUCUUCUACCUCCCAUAAAGGUGCAACCAGUGGCUCUAACUUGAGAAAGAGAAGAUCUGGUCAUGUUGAUACUGUCAACCAUUCAGUUGCGCCAACAUCUGUCCAUGCCAUUCCUCAUUCAGCAGGAUUGUGCGAAGAGAUGCAGAACAUGCUUUCAAAUAUAUGGCAGCUCAAGUGGGAGCUAAUCUUUUCCUUCAGCCCCUUCUUUCUAAUUCUAGUGGCUUUCCUGGCAUUUGUUUACUGGAAUGGGAGUAUUGUUCUAGGUGCAAAAGAUGCUCAUAAGGUGUCUCCACAUUUUGCACAAUUGCUUUAUUUUAGCCUGGUGUCUGCCCUGUUUAUGGCUCCUGUGCACUUUACAUCAGGUCAAUUUGUAGCUCUAGUCCAAUCAUUAUGGAAGAAGAAGCCUUUUAGCUUUUUCCUGUUGGUUAUUGCUUUAACCAUCAGCUUCCUUUCAGUUCACUUCUUCAGCAUAGCACACCCAUACCUUCUGGCGGAUAAUCGGCACUAUCCCUUCUAUCUCUGGCGGAAAGUCAUUGCUUCUCAUUGGAUAAUGAAGUACCUGCUAGUCCCGCUUUAUGUUUACUCCUGGUUUUGCAUCUUUAAUACCUUGGUGAAAACUCAGAAGAAGAUAUGGGUGAUAGCAUAUUUUCUGGCCUCAGCUGCAACACUAAUUCCCGCUCCACUGAUAGAGUUUAGAUACUAUACAAUUCCAUUCUUCUUCUUAGUCCUGCACUCUGAUGUCGAUGAUACAAUAAGUUGGCUUCUGAUGGGGUUGCUUUAUGUCGCAAUCAAUCUCUUUACAAUGUCGAUGUUCUUGUGGCGGCCAUUCUAUUGGAACCACGAGCCUGGGUUACAACGGUUUAUAUGGUAGGCAGUGAAGAAUUGUUUAAAAGCUUUGGGAUGUUCGGGGGCCGAAGCCUGACAGAGAAUCAUGCCUCCAACAUCCGUUGGCGUCGGGAGGGAUAUAUGUAAACAUGAAUUUUGAUCAGGUUCCGUUAAAGGUAACUUGUAUGUUAAGUUCAAUCUGAGAGAGAGAUAAAAAUUGAAAUUAUCAGAUGUUGGGUUUGUUAGGAAAUGUCGUUCUUAUUUCUUUGAGACUGCGGUUGUACAUGGAAAAUCCCAGGAUUUGCUGCCAAGAAAUGUCAUUCUUUUCUAUGUACUUAAUAUAAUAGAAGCGGGACUGUCACGGCUCA
Molecule: messenger RNA, 2155 nt
Organism: Coffea eugenioides
Lineage: Eukaryota; Viridiplantae; Streptophyta; Magnoliopsida; Gentianales; Rubiaceae
Product: dol-P-Glc:Glc(2)Man(9)GlcNAc(2)-PP-Dol alpha-1,2-glucosyltransferase
Exons: 8
Coding region: 304-1833 (509 amino acids)
Biological process (GO): protein N-linked glycosylation; dolichol-linked oligosaccharide biosynthetic process
Cellular component (GO): endoplasmic reticulum
Molecular function (GO): dolichyl pyrophosphate Glc2Man9GlcNAc2 alpha-1,2-glucosyltransferase activity
Source: RefSeq, a predicted model, not a curated record